AUGGCAGAAACUUCGGGCAUCCCAAGCAGCCUGUCCAGAGGCAUUCUGCAACCUCGAGUUGUUGCUGCGACAUUACCGACUCCUGAUGUGUUACAACGUGGGAACGGUAGCAGCACAUCUUCAAGCGGUCGAAAAAAAACAUCCACAUGGAGAACAUGGCCAUCAUCCAGUUUGGGUCACUUAGUGGGUUUAUCGACCAUUGGUUUGACCUCGAGGUAUUUGUCCCGCAGAAGUUCAAAGAACACCUUAGGGCGCCAACCUGUUGCUUUGCGCGCAGGUGGUGCGCAAUAUGGAGAUGAAUUUGUGGGAGACGAAGUGGAUGCAGAUUUGGUUGAUUCGCUAAAGCAGCGAACUCUGGAAGCUUUGGAUUUGGAUUUCAUUCUGGAACGCUUGCAAGGGCUAUGCUACACUGCGACCGCUGCAGAAAUGGCAGUGGACCCACAUGCCUUAUUGGCACAAAGUCCAGAAGAAGCUCGUGCAUUGUACGAUACCGUCCUGGAACUUACUCAAUUGGAAGAUGCUGAUCUCGAUCUUGAAGCCAAACUUGACAUCGCAGACGAGGUGGACAAGUGCACUCACGGCUUGGUACUAGAACCAAAUCAGCUAUUCAAAGUCUCGGAAUCCAUCGAGGCUUUGCUUCGAUUGCGCAACGGUCUGGAAGCGGCAAAUACCCGUGGUGUGGAGAUUCCGUCACUGCUGGCCUACUGCCAAGACAUAGACCUUCCUGAUAGGCUCCUGGACAUCAUGCUUGAGGCCUUUCAAGAGGAUGGAGAGCUAUCUCUCAAGAAAUUUCCUGAAUUGGCGCAGCUGCGCCAAGCUGUCAGGGAGUUGGAGGAGGCCUGCUCUCGCACCAUGGCAGAGGUUCUUUCGAGCGGAAAGUACUCUGCGUACUUGUCAGAUGAUGGCUACAUGCAGUUUGGUGGGCACUAUGUGUUGGGAGUGAAGCCACGGUUCAAAGAGAAGGUUGGCCGAAUGUUUGAUGAAUCAAGAAGCGGCCGAACUGCUUAUGUGGAGCCGUUUGAAGUGAUUGAAUAUGCGGAUGGUCUGUCAAAAUCCAAGAAGGAGCUGGAACGUAUGGUUCGGCGUAUCUACGGGAACAUGUCACUGGCCAUCAGUUCUGCCUCGGAAGAUAUGAAGAGAUGCUUAAAGGCAGCUGCCCUCAUAGACUUGGCGCGUGCUCGCCUAUUCCUUGGGGAGGACAUGGAAGGAGAGGUGCCGAAGGUUGGGGAUGAUGGAAUUAUCCAGGUCAGACAGGCUCGUAAUCCAUGCCUGGUGCUCCGUGGAGGGAAGAAGGUGGUCGGUUAUCGACUUGAGCUUGGAACAAGCAGUCAAUGCCUUCUACUCACUGGUCCAAAUGCUGGCGGAAAGACUGUCGUUCUCAAAACUCUAGGAUUGCUGGCGCUCUUGGCUCGCUGUGGAAUUCCAAUCCCCGGGGGAGAAGCACCCAGAGUCGACUUUUUUGAGGUGGUUCUGGCAGAUGUUGGGGACAUGCAAACAAUUGUAGACGACUUGUCAACCUAUUCUGCGCAUUUGGUGGCGUCGCGGAUCAUGCUGAGCGCUGCAGAAGGAGUGGGACCUCGAGCCUUGGUCAUGGUUGAUGAGGCUGCCACCGGAACUGACCCUCAACAAGGAGCUGCGCUGGCAAGGGCAAUGCUGGAGUCCUUCUUGGAGAUGGGCGCUAGAGUUGUGACGACGACGCACAGCAACCAGUUGAAGGAUUGGGCGUUCCAGGAUGAACGAACCAUGACUGCGGCCAUGGAGUACAAGUUGGGCCGUCCCACCUACAGAUUAACAACCAAUGCGGUGGGAGAGUCUCAUGCCAUUGAGACUGCUCAGCGUCUUGGUUUGCCGACUUCCAUCGUUCAGAGAGCUGAGCAGUUGCUGAGUGAUGACCAAAGACAACUGCUGGCCCUUCAGCGACAGGCAUCCGCGGCAGAACAGGAUUAUGUUGCUGCCAAAUUGGAAGCAGAGGAACGGGAGGAAAUUGCAAAGAAAGCCAUAGGAGAUGCUGCAGCCAAGGAAAGCGACUUGGCAUAUCGCGAGAAGGAAAUUGCAAAGAUGGAGGUGAGCUUGAAGCAACGGAUGGAAGCCUUGCAAAGGCAGAUGCAAGCAGAACUGAAGGCCAGGGUGGAAGUGAAGGAGAGGCAGUUCCAGGAUGCAGUUCUGCGCCUGAAGACGGAGGCCCAGAAGGGUGGUUCCCGGCUUCGAAUUGUGGGCGAUGCAUUGGAGGAUUUGCGAGUUGAAUUCAAAGCGCCCACGGACCAGGAGAGAGCAGAGGAAAAGUCGAGUAUCCCAGGGACGAUGGGUAUCCGAGAUCCUCUCAAUGUUGGUGACUGGGUCGUGGUUCUUGCAGAUCCUCCAUGGCACGGUCUCAAGGGUCAGGUCGAAAAACUUCACCUCGCAGCCAGUGGAAGAGCCCCCCAGGUCUCAGUGAGAAUUGGAGCGACUGGGAAGCUGAAGGAGUUCUACAAGACGGAGCUGAAAAGAACUCAAGCGCCACCACAAAGUGCUCGGAAGUUGAAAAAGCCGAAGCAAGAGGCAGCGGCGCCGACACGCAACUACAGCAACAUGAUGUUCUAAUGGUUUGGAUGAGCCACUUUCCGGAGAAGUCUUUGCUGGAUGAAGUGAGAGUCAAUAGAGUCAGAGGCAGACCGUUUCUUGGUGACUCUAGAACAUGGAGCUGCUAAAGCAAAAUUGGCAGAAUCAACGUUUUCUGCGGCUGCCAAAGCAGCCUUGCACAGCUUUUAAAUUCAGCCAAGUUCCAUCCAAGCUUGCUUCUUUCACAACCGGCUGAACUUUCCAAUUUCAGUUCGAUCAAAUGUUUAAAUUUUCAGUUUCUCCCAAAGAGGGAAUGUCUGCACACAGUCACCUAUCUAGAUGGUCGACAUUCAGUUGGGCCAAAGGACAGUGACUGACCU
Molecule: messenger RNA, 2918 nt
Organism: Cladocopium goreaui
Lineage: Eukaryota; Dinophyceae; Suessiales; Symbiodiniaceae
Source: the annotation of a GenBank genome assembly